CAUCCGUGCAAUUUACAGAAAAGAUUCCUGGCAUUGGCUCCUACUCGGACCAUUUUGCGUAUUCGGCAACCUUCGAAGUACUUGCGACAUCAAACAUGCUUCCAUCGCGGCCGCCAAAAUCGGAGAGGUUGCAACUCUAUCAAGAACUCACCGAUUUGGUGGCAGAAUAUUUGGCCUCCAGAAAUUCGUGGCAGAGCCGGCUUCUUCUUUGGCACUUUUGGGUCUCUGCGUUUGUCUUCAUUGCAUUUCUGGCCGUCAUCGUCGUUGUCUCGUUCCUUGCUCCCUGGGCAUCAAUUCUUUUCCUCUUUUUUGGAGGCCUCGUGCUGGCUACUGGAUUGCUGAGCGGCCAGAUCGGAUUUCUGUUUUGCAGAUCUGAGCGCAGAGCCAUGACGGAAAUCAUUCUACAAGUGGCAGAUGCUGCCCGCUUGCUACAAGACAGCUGAAAUUAUCAGCGGGAUUAUUCUCUCGGUUUUUUUCGCGUGCCUUAAAACAAUAUACCGGCUGUCCUGUUUAGGAAAUACAAUGUCGGAAGCCAAAAAAUCAGAUCUUGAGCUCUUUUUUUAAAAUGACCACAUCGUUCUAGUCAAAAUGCCGAAGAAGGAACCCACGACAGAGACGACAGAGUCUCCAAAUGACGGCGAGUACGUCUUGUCGCCCGAAGAGGAAGCCAGGUAUGGCCGCUUUUCCAAGAACCAGAAACGGCUAUUCAUGACCAUUAUGGCUAUAGCCACAUCGCUUGGGCCGUACUCGUCUUCCGCGUACAUGCCAGCAACACAGAUGAUUGCUGACGAAUUCAGCACCACCGGAUCCACCAUUAACCUGUCUGGGACCGUUUUCAACGUCAUGACUGCCAUGUCGCCAUGUCUGUUCAACCGCUUGUACGAAUUCUAUGGCUGCCGUCCAAUUUUCAUUUUCAUGGCCACUCUCCUGUUGAUACCCUCGAUCCUCACUGCUGUUUCUGUGAACCUGCCUAUGUUUUUCGUGUUUCGCAGUCUCACCGGCCUGUUCUCUUACUCGUUCAUCAACAUGGCCGCAUCAAUCACCGGCCACAUUUACCAGCCCACCCAAAGGUCCACGGCAUUGAGUUGCUGCUUGGCAGGCACCCUGGCAGCCAGUGCAUUUGCGCCAGUCCUUGCGGGAGUCAUCAUCACCUACGCAUCCUGGAGAAUCAUUUUCUGGGUGCAGACAGGCAUCACUGCUUUGGUGUUGGUCAUGGCCAUCGUCUUUCUCAAGGAAACCACGCCAGAAACUGAAUUCUCCAUCUGGAAACGACAAACGUCUAAAAAAUUCAAGCUCAUCGCUGUCAAUCCGUUCAAGGUUGUCUUUGCAUUGCGCAUCCCAACACUAUUUCUCUCGGGCAUCACCACGCUCUUGCUAUCGUUCAAUUAUUUUGCAUUGCUCACUCCAAUCAGGUACGUUGUGGACCCGCGGUUUGGAUUCACAAGUCCUAUCCAGGGCUCUUUGUUCUAUCUCGCUCCUGGCUGCGGCAUGGUCAUAUCCACCCAGUUUGCCGGCAGAUACGCCGAUUGGGUGCUGAAACGCGCAAUCAAAAGAAGACACGGGCGGCUUGUGAGCGAGGACAGACUGCAGGCGUGUUUGCCGGCCAUGCUGCUUAUGUUUUCGUCGAUCAUAAUUUACGGCUGGUCCAUCCAGGAGAAAAAGGGCGGCCUGGUGCUACCAAUCGUCAUGAUGUUCCUCAACGGACUGUCCCAGACGUUUGUGUACACGCCGAUAAACUCUUAUUGCAUUGGAAGCUUGCCCGAAAUAGGCUCGCCGAUCGCGCUGGGUUCCAACUAUUUUAUCCGCAACAUUGGAGCUGCUAUUGGGUCCGGAGUCACCUUGCCCCUGUUCGAUGCCAUCGGCAUCGGAUGGUCCAGCGUUAUUAAUGGGAUCCUCAUAGUCGUGGCCUUUGGCUCCACUAUGCUAUGCUACAAGCUGGGCCAAAGCUUGCGCACGAAAUGGCUGAAAAAAAACGGUUAUCGCUCUGUGGACGGGGACGACCGAGAAGGGUAG
Molecule: messenger RNA, 2013 nt
Organism: Ogataea polymorpha
Lineage: Eukaryota; Fungi; Ascomycota; Pichiomycetes; Pichiales; Pichiaceae
Exons: 1
Coding region: 589-2013 (474 amino acids)
Biological process (GO): transmembrane transport
Molecular function (GO): transmembrane transporter activity
Source: RefSeq, a predicted model, not a curated record